This is a messenger RNA of Eruca vesicaria subsp. sativa (arugula), 2182 nucleotides long. The record is from the annotation of a GenBank genome assembly. Lineage: Eukaryota; Viridiplantae; Streptophyta; Magnoliopsida; Brassicales; Brassicaceae.
GUUUUGCUGUGGCCCUGUGACUAGUAAUCAUCAAGCAUGAGGUCUCUUCCUAGCGAAAGACUAUCCUUGAUGGAAGGUUGCAAAGUCGAAAUCACUUACACACAGAAUCGCUUCAAAAAAGUUUGGUACAGAGCCAUUGUCGAGUUAGAACCGCAAACCAAACCCAAAUCCAGAUCCCGACAACGCUGUGUCCGUGUGCUUAAGGAUGACUCGUUGACUCCUCUUACCGUCUUCACGCACAAAGCCUCAUUUCGUCCGAUUCCGACAAAACUCUACGAAGAUCGCGUCGCUAUCAAGGAAGGCUCUAUCGUCGAUGGUUAUCAUAAAGAUGGGUGGUGGGUUGGUCUUGUAGUCAAACAGGUUGGAGAUGACAAGUUUUUGGUGUUGUUCGAUUCACCAUCUGAUAUCAUUCUGUUUAAGAGACAGCAGUUGAGGGUACAUCUUGACUGGGUUGAUGAGACAUGGUGGGUCUUACCAGGACGUAAUGUACAGUUCUUGAGGCGGUUGCAGGAGAAGUCUAUGUUUAUCUCUGGGGCAAUGGUGGAAGUGAGUGAUAGGAUAGAUAACGGAGAGGUCGUCUGGGUUCCUGCAAUGAUCAUUAAAGAGAUUAAUAAUGAUGUUGAUGAUAAUGAUGAUGAUGAUGAAGACGAGGAGGAUGAGGACUACGAGGAGGAGGAGGAGGAAGAUGAGGAAGAAGAGGAGGUGGAGGAGGAGAAGGAUGAAGAAGAUGAGGAGAAGGAGGAGGAACAGGACGAAGAAGAGGAGGAGGAGGAGAAGGAAGACGAGGAUAAUGAUAAUGAGGAGGAGGAAGAGGAUAAUGAUGAGAAGAAAUACGUAGUCAAGUUUUGUGUUGAUCCCUCGAGCUUUGAGGGUAUAAAGAUAAGACCCAACAAAAAGAUUGACAUGCGUAGUAUUAGGCCUAGACCGCCUCUUUUUACGGCUGAAGAGCUUAAGUCGGUGGAAUAUAUAGAGGUGUUUCAUGGUACAUCAUGGCGUCAAGGGCGAGUGAUGGGGAAGAUGUCUCGUGGAUGGUGUAAAGUGCUUUUAGAGGCUACAAACAAGGUACUGAGCUUCAAAAUCUCGGACGUUAGGCCUUCCAUAGUGUGGGAAGACGGCGUUUGGAAGCCAAGGGAAUCACAUUCACCUCAAGGGUCGGUAGAGGAGAUGGGUGAUUCUAGUAGUACAUUCUCUCCAGUAUCUAACAGUCCACUUGUAACCCCAUCUCCGAGCAUAACUGCAACACCAUUGAUACAAACACGAGAGAAUCCAAUGGGAUCGCCUUUAACUCAUGGAUUGGUAGAUGAGAUGGGCGAUUCUAGUAAUACAUUCUCUCCAGUAUCUAACAGUCCACCUGUAACUCCAUCUCCGGGCAUAACUGCAACACCAUUGAUACAUACACCAGAGAAUGGAACUAGGGAAGAUAACAAUCGGAAGAGGAAGAGAGAACAAAACCUUAGUUCUGUUGAGGAAACUGAAGCAACAAUGGUUUUACCCUUUAAGAAGAAGUUGCCAAUUUGGAAGACAGUUGAAUCAAUGGCGGUGUUUAAAACAUUCCCACAAAGUCCUCAUUUCACUCCAUUGUUAGAGAUUAGAGAAGACUCCCGUGAAAUGUCUGCGGUUGGUAUGAUGCUAACAUUUUCUGGUUUACUUGAGGAAGUCAAAGCUCUGAAACUCAACAAUCCCAUAAGCUCACUAAAUAGCCUCAGGGAUUCCUUUGCUGAGUUAGAGAAGCACGGGUUCAAUGUAAAAGUACCUAUGUUGCGGAUUAGUAAGCUGUUGUCUCUCAUAGAUAGGCAAGCAAAGAAAAUGGAGGAACUCGAAGGUGUCGAGAAAGUGACUGCAGAGAAAGAGAGAAUCAAGGUUGAGAAUGAACGCAAGAUUCUUGAGUUGCAAAAGCUGAAUGAAGAGGCAGACAAAGAGAUAGCACAGAGUAAGUCUUCUGAAGCAACGAUUGGGCAACAGCUUGAAGAUGUGAAGGUUCAAUUUCACACAACUGCGGCAGCUCCAUGGUAAAUUGUUAUAUGACCUCUAAGCUAAUUUCUAUUUUCCAAAUUAAAAAGCUAGAUUAUAUGUAACUAUAAAGACUUCGUUGAACCUGUACUUGUAUCCUUAAGGUUUAUGAAUGAUGUUUAGUGUUUGACAUUUAAAGUAAAAAAUAUAUAUAUAUAUACAUAUAAUUUUU